AUGGAAGCUCCUCUGCGCCCCACCGAGCCGGGAAGUAGCCACCGGAGGGGGAUUGGCUUGGAUUCCAUCCCCGAAGACCUCGUCAUCGCCAUCGCCUCCUACCUUGGCCCGCGCGACCUCUUGUCUCUGGGUAGCUGCUCCCAUUUCUGGUAUCAUCUCUGCGCUUCCGACUACCUCUGGGCCUCCCUCUCCGCAUGCAGGUGGCCUUUACUUGUCCCGCCGUGCUUGCCGUCUCUCGUUGCCGAAGGAUCAUCAUCCUCCUCAUCCUCAUCAUCGCGGUCAUCGUCUGUUUCUGCUGCAGGCGUUUCUGUUCAGGUCUUCACUCUGUGGGAUUCUGUUUUCCCCAAUUUCUUCUUUUACCAUAAGCUUCUCCAUUCUCAAUUACUCGUCGCACUUCUUUAGUUCUCGGCUGCUGUGAUAAUUCUUUGGACUGAUGAUGGUGAUGAAUUUCAUCAUCGUCUGUUUCUGCUGCUGCCCAAAGAGCGAAGUGAACCGAAUUCCAAUGCAUUUCUGGGAUGAUUUAGGUAGAGGAGUUAGUCCCUCUGGAAUUCACUUAGAAUCAAGCAUGCGGGCUGAGAGAUCAUGAGAGAGAAGAGGACACAUGAGCAUCCAUGGAAGAUUACAGUGAUGAAACCUUGGAAUGAUUCGCUCUGUUGCGGUUCUCAUGGAUCAUGAUGGGUGACCCAUGAUGAAUCGGAUUGAACCACCACUGAAUCUGCUGCUCAUGCCCGGCAUAUGAUACCAGUGUAUCAUGAAUCAUGGCGUUUAUUCUUGAUUGAAAACUGUGCAUAAAAUUCGUCCAAUUCCAUCUUCUGAUAAUUCUUCGGAUUGAUGAAAGAUCAACAUGAAUGCUGCAGGAAUGGAAAGAAUUCUACAUCAGGCGCCACCAAGAGAUGGCCUCGAGGGUCUCCAAUGUCGUGACUUUUGUGAAAAACUGUUCUCAGAACGAAUCACUCGAGGGUAGCGAUUUCUUGAAAGCAGUUGCAGAUUUGCAAUCAAUGGGCGCCGGAUUUCUGGAUAUCAAGUUCUUCCUACUGACGGUGAAGCACAGUGUGCUGCUUAAUCUGAUCGGCCUGCACUAUCUGAUCUUUUCUCUACGAGUCCCUGUAAGCAACCAUUUUUUUUUCAAAAUUCCCUUAUCCUGCUCGAUUCCUGUUUAAUAACAUACUGUUGAUAUUUCUUUCCUCUUUUGUAAGAUUUUCCUUUUGACCCGCAAGAAGAAUGCAUCAUCAUCUUCACUUUUUGAAUAGAUUCUGCCGAGAAACUUGAUUCAUCUCAGAUGGAUCUGGCUCAUUCUGUUCAUCUUCCAUCACACGAACCUGUUUCAUCUUCCAGCAAAAUUGAGGCGGAAGUUUUCCAUCUUGAUCUUAAAAUUUUCCGUCUUGUUGACAAUCUCGGCAGGGCAUUGAUGUGACGGAAGCCCUCCGAAGCUCCUGCAUAGCAGAGCGACGGGUCUGUGUGAACUGGUUCACACUGGGGAGGUGGUUCUAUGUCUUCCGUCACCCUGACGAGUCCCGCUCUCGCAGGGUCUCCCUCUGGGAGCUCGCCACUUCGGAGGAAGAAGUCCGCAGUGUUCUCAACCGAGGGGUCAUCCACGAGGUGCUGCGGGUUCAGAUCACUAAGGUCGUCGGCGACCCCUCGUAG
Molecule: messenger RNA, 1644 nt
Organism: Spirodela intermedia
Lineage: Eukaryota; Viridiplantae; Streptophyta; Magnoliopsida; Alismatales; Araceae
Source: the annotation of a GenBank genome assembly